Messenger RNA from Drosophila ananassae, 4394 nucleotides. It is a transcript of the gene Sema1a, whose product is annotated as semaphorin-1A. Gene Ontology annotation, molecular function: chemorepellent activity; semaphorin receptor binding. Gene Ontology annotation, biological process: negative regulation of axon extension involved in axon guidance; neural crest cell migration; axon guidance. The transcript has 22 exons. The record is from RefSeq and is a predicted model, not a curated record. Bases 1470 to 4241 code for a protein of 923 amino acids. NCBI's taxonomy places the organism in Eukaryota, Metazoa, Arthropoda, Insecta, Diptera, Drosophilidae.
GGGCGCAUCUGUUAUGGCCAACAGCUGUUAGUGUUAAAUGCGCGCUCAAAGAAGAAGAGUCAGAACCUCGGAAAAGUUUCGGAAAAGUCGAGGAAAACCAUCGGACGGGAAAGGACUGUCGCUCGCCGCGCGGACGGAGAUUGUAUUAACGGGAAUUCUUGAACUCUGCUCGAAAUAUCUCGGCCGCGCUGGUUCUCCGAUUAAAAUGACCUUUUAAAUUGGAUCGAACGUUAGAAAAAUAUCCAAUUCUUUGAAUUCCGGUAUUUCAAAAUAUUUGUGUUUAUGUUGAAGUAUAAUUUUUUUUUUUCGAAAAAAAAAGAAGAACGAUGCAGACCGGCUUGAACUGAGAAAUAAAUACAAUAAUCGCCUCAUUUGUCGCGCAAUUGUGGAAAUUUUACUGUCCAUUGUGCACUGGCAUUAAUUUAUAGUGAUUGAAGCAAAAACAAAGUGAAAAGAACAAAAGAGAUGUUUUGAAAGAAAGGCAGAAGAAGAGAAAAGGAAAAUAUUGCCUACUUAUCGGAUACAAGGAUCCGUUAACAGAUUUUUUUAAUCGCCGUCGCGUUAUCUCUACACACCCCCCACGCCCAACGCCCCACGCCUUACGCUCCACGUUUAUCGCUGCCUAUCCGCCGUAAUCGCGCCCGUAAUCGAGUGUCUCUGUGUGUGUCCGUGUUUGUGUCUCCAUCUCUCUCCCACUCUCUCUGUACAUAUGUACAAUAUUUGUCGUCGUCAUCAUCGUUGUUGUUGUUGCUGUUAUCUUAUUAUGCAUCUGCUGCGCCCGCUGGCCUCCGCCUCCAUCUGCGCCCCAACAUAAAAAUAUAAGAAAUUUGUGUUCUUCGGUGUUGUCUCGUGUAAGUGUCUAUAAUUUGUUUAAGUACGACAAGCGAUCCGUGAGAAUCAAAAAUAAGAAAAAAGAAAAGAUCCACAUCGACCGCACUCUUAAAUCCAAAUCUGAAUCCGAUAUCGAUACUGAUACUGAUACUCAGUUUCUGUGCUCGUGUGAUCUGUGUCAUUUAAUCGAUAACGCAUUCGAUAUCAAUUCGAAAACAAAAACACAAACCACAAACAACAACAAUCAAUCAAUCAACGUCAAAGGCACUUCCAAGGAAUAGUCUCAGAGAGUCCUGUCGGAACACUUUCUUAUCUACACAGUGCAAGGAUCAAUCUUUUGAGAAGGAUUCGAGAGGAUCCAAGGACAUGGACAUUUAAAAAGAUAUGAAUCAGCCACUUAUUAAUGAAAUGUUGUUGAACUAAAGCAUAAAUAAAUAUAUUUGCCACAUUUAAAAUCAAUUAAAAUAUUUAACAAAUAUUCAAAAGCAGUUAAUAAAUUACUUAUGUAAACAGUAGCAACCAGAAAGUAUCAAAUAACCAGAAAAUACGAACCACAUACGAACCAUCAGCAACAAUAAAUUAUUCACAUUUUGUAUAAAAAAGAAGAAUGUAUUAAAGUAAAUUUAUUCAAAAUAGAAAUGUUCAAUUUCCAUAACUCAGCAACUGAAAUAACGCACAACAACACCACAAACCACAAUAACAAUAGUUUCAGGAACAAUAAUAACAAAGGCCACAAAAUGCAUUUGAAAAGUGCAACGGCAUCUGCAACUGCAACGUCAACAGUUAAAACAACAGUACAGAAACAUAUUUUAAGUAAAUUUUAUGGAUAUGGUUGGAUGCAAGUCUUCCUACUACUGACAGUCUUCGUGAUUGGAAAUCAAAGUGCCUGGCAGGAGAAUAUACGACCAAAACUCUACGUUGAAUUAGGUCCCGAAGAUAUACUGAAGUUUCUGGGCAACGAGAGCGUGGUGGAUCACUUCAAGCUCGUCACCAGGGACGGCAACAGCCUGCUCAUCGGUGGAAGGAAUACGGUUUUUAAUUUAAGCAUACACGAUCUCACUGAACAACAGCGUUUGGUAUGGACAUCGCCGGAGGAUGAUACCAAGAUGUGUCUCGUCAAAGGAAAGGAUGAGGAGGCCUGCCAGAACUACAUCCGCAUAAUGGUUGUGACAUCGCCGGGCCGCCUCUUUGUCUGCGGCACCAAUUCCUUCCGGCCAAUGUGCAACACGUACAUCAUCAACGAGAGCAACUACACGCUGGAGGCCACAAAGAAUGGCCAGGCCGUGUGCCCCUACGACCCCCGCCACAACUCCACCUCUGUCCUGGCUGACAAUGAAUUAUAUUCCGGUACCGUGGCGGAUUUCAGCGGCAGCGAUCCGAUUAUCUACAGGGAGCCCCUCCAGACGGAGCAGUACGAUAGCCUGAGUCUCAACGCACCGAACUUUGUGAGCUCAUUCACGCAGGGAGACUUUGUCUAUUUCUUCUUUCGGGAGACCGCAGUGGAGUUCAUAAACUGUGGCAAGGCGAUUUAUUCGCGAGUUGCCCGCGUCUGCAAGUGGGACAAGGGAGGCCCGCAUCGUUUCCGCAAUCGCUGGACAUCUUUCCUAAAAUCCCGUCUCAACUGCUCCAUUCCGGGCGAUUAUCCCUUUUACUUUAAUGAAAUCCAAUCGGCGAGCAACUUGGUGGACGGCCAGUAUGGAUCGAUGAACUCCAAGCUGAUCUACGGAGUCUUCAAUACGCCGACCAACUCCAUUCCGGGCUCGGCGGUCUGUGCCUUCGCUCUGCAGGACAUUGCCGAUACGUUCGAGGGACAGUUCAAGGAGCAGAGCGGCAUCAACUCCAACUGGCUGCCAGUGAACAAUGCCAAGGUACCUCAUCCUCGUCCCGGUGCCUGCCACAACGAUUCCAGAGGCCUCACCGACCCCACAUUGAAUUUCAUCAAAACACAUUCGUUAAUGGACGAGAAUGUGCCGGCAUUUUUCGGUCAACCGAUUUUGGUCCGGACGAGCACAAUAUAUCGAUUCACACAAAUUGCUGUCGAUGCGCAAAUAAAGACUCCGGGCGGCAAGACCUACGAUGUUAUUUUCGUGGGCACAGACCACGGCAAGAUCAUCAAGUCGGUUAAUGCGGAAUCCGCCGAUGCCGCUGACAAAGUCACGUCGGUGGUCAUUGAAGAGAUCGAUGUCCUGACCAAGAGCGAGCCAAUUCGCAACCUGGAAAUAGUUAGAACCAUGCAGUACGAUCAACCCAAAGAUGGCAGCUAUGAUGAUGGCAAAUUAAUCAUUGUGACUGACAGCCAGGUGGUGGCCAUACAAUUGCAUCGUUGUCAUAAUGACAAAAUCACCAGUUGCAGCGAGUGCGUCGCAUUGCAGGAUCCUUACUGCGCCUGGGACAAAAUUGCUGGCAAGUGUCGCUCCCACGGCGCUCCUAGAUGGCUGGAGGAAAACUAUUUCUACCAGAAUGUGGCCACUGGCCAGCAUGCGGCCUGCCCCUCAGGCAAAAUAAACUCAAAGGAUGCCAAUGCGGGGGAGCAGAAGGGAUACCGCAACGAAAUGGACUUAUUGGAUUCGCGACGCCAGAGCAAGGAUCAGGAAAUCAUCGACAAUAUUGAUAAGAACUUUGAAGGUCCCCAAAUAUCCGCAGAUAUAAUCAACGCCCAGUACACUGUGGAGACUCUGGUAAUGGCCGUCCUGGCUGGCUCGAUCUUCUCCCUGCUGGUGGGCUUCUUUACAGGCUACUUCUGUGGUCGACGCUGCCACAAGGACGAGGACGACAAUCUGCCCUAUCCGGAUACGGAAUAUGAAUACUUUGAACAGCGACAAAAUGUUAAUAGUUUCCCUUCAUCGUGCCGCAUCCAGCAAGAGCCCAAACUGCUGCCGCAAGUCGAAGAGGUGACAUAUGCGGAGCCUGUACUGUUGCCACAACCACCACCGCAAAACAAGAUGCAUUCGCCAAAGAACACACUCCGAAAGCCUCCAAUGCACCAGAUGCACCAGGGCCCCAACUCGGAGACGCUCUUCCAGUUCCAGCCGGAUGGCUACAACACCCAACAAUCCUACCGCGGUCGCGACAACUUUGGCACGCUGCGCUCUCACCAAGUGAUGGGCGAUAACUACAGACGCGGUGAUGGCUUUUCCACCACCCGCAGCGUUAAGAAGGCUGUAAACAACACAAACACACGUAAUAGAAGUCUUGGUCGCGCAAGAAGACAGCCGCCCCGUCAUGGUAUUGUAACUCAACACCGCUCGAAUAGCCCCCAGCAACAACAGCAGCAGCAGCAACAACAGCCGCACUCCAGUUCCGGGUCCUCGCCCGUAAUGUCCAACAGCAGCAGCAGUCCGGCCCCACCAUCCAGCAGCCCCAGUCCGCAGGAGAGCCCCAAGAACUGCAGCUACAUCUACCGUGAUUGAUUGAUAUGCAACACCAAAUCGAUGCCACUCAUCCAGGCCCAGUCCACAGCCCAGUCGCUGCCCCAGCACCCGACCACGCCCCCAGCCAAGCCGCCCCAAAGGAGCCCCGUUGGCAGGACGUACGCCAAGUCCAUGCCAGUAACACCGAUCCAA